UCCAUCUGCAAGAACAUCCAUCCGAUCUUCUCCCCCACUCGGGCACACCCGGCGACAGCAACAAUCUCGUCGCCGCUCUGAUGCUAAGGCCGCCGCCGGCGCCACUGCUCCCUCCAGCUUCCCGCGCUUCCCUCCUUCCUCCCCACAAAGCCGCGAACCCCAACACCGAACCCACUCCCGCGACCUCCACGACCGCCAGAGCCACACCCAUGGGCGCGGCUGCGUCCUGGCCGCGCGCGCUGGGCCAGCGCUUCAACCCGAGAGGCGUGGCCGCGGUGGUGGCCGUCGCGGCGUCCGAGCCGCGUCUAGCGCUGCCGCACGUGUCGGUGCAGGACAUCCGGUGGCUGGACUGGGCGGAGCUCCGCCGCGCCGGGUUCCGCGGCGUGGUUUUCGACAAGGACAACACCCUCACCGCGCCCUACGCUCCCGAGCUCUGGCCGCUGCUGACCGCCUCGUUUGACCAGUGCCGCGCGGCCUUCCCCGGCGCCAUCGCUGUCUACAGCAACUCCGCAGGGUUGAAGCAGUAUGAUCCAGAUGGGUCGGAUGCCAGUACGAUUGAGGCGACUAUCGACGGGGUUCAUGUGAUUAGGCAUGAUGCAAAGAAGCCUGCUGGGGCAGCCAAGGAAAUAGAGAGUUAUUUUGACUGCUCAGCUUCAGAUCUUGUGCUGGUUGGUGAUAGAUACUUUACUGAUGUUAUCUAUGGAAAUAGGAAUGGUUUUCUUACUGUAUUUACAGAACCAUUGAGUUUUGUCGGUGAAUCUUACAUUGUCAGAAAGGUUAGAAAACUGGAAGCGUACAUUAUCAAUUAUUGGUACAAGAAAGGGCACAGACCACUCAAGCACCCUUUGCUCCCUGAUGCAAGAACGAUUGUGAAGUUUGAUCCGUGUGAAGGCCCAGUCUCACCUAGAGCAUAGCACAGUCAUGUACUCCCUCCGUUCGGAAUUACUUGUCACAGAAAUGGGUGUAUCUAGAUGUAUUUUAGUUAUAGAUACAUCCAUUUUCGAGACAAGUAAUUCCGAACGGAGGGAGUAUAUGUUACCAACUGACACUCGUCUGGAGAACUUGUUGGAUUCUUUUAUCUGAACCUCACAAAUUUCAGUUUCUUAUCGGGCUAAAUAUAGAGGGGAAUAUGAUGUGUGUAAAAAAAAACUUGGUAUCGUUCGUGUUCAGUGGCUUCUUUUGGUUCAA
This is a messenger RNA of Triticum dicoccoides, 1188 nucleotides long. RefSeq names its product phosphatidylglycerophosphate phosphatase 1, chloroplastic-like. Gene Ontology annotation, cellular component: cytoplasm. The coding region runs from base 81 to 914 and encodes 277 amino acids. Gene Ontology annotation, molecular function: phosphatidylglycerophosphatase activity. Lineage: Eukaryota; Viridiplantae; Streptophyta; Magnoliopsida; Poales; Poaceae. The transcript is spliced from 5 exons. The record is from RefSeq and is a predicted model, not a curated record.